CGAACAACGCUAUCAUCAGCUGUUAAAAUAAUACUUCAUUUUUCGCGAUAAUCUGAGUUUUUUAGAAAAACUCUUACUACAAAUAAAUAUUAGGAAGAAUGUCGACAAAUUUGGAUAAACCUGAUAACAAUAAUAAUAAAGGACUCAAAGAUUCUUGGGCGAUUCGUCCAUGCCAUAUAUACAAAGAAGAAUAUAGUGAUUGCACAAGUAUCAAAGCAAGAUUCCAUCAAUAUUUCAUCCACGGCGAAUCAGUUGAUUGUAGUCAAUGGUUAACUGAUUAUCAAAAUUGUACGAAGUACGAGGAUUCAAAUGGUAAUAAUAUUGCUGCUGGAGAAGCAAUUGUGCAAAGUGAAGAGGAACGUAGAAAUAUUCGCUUAAAAGCACAUUACGCAAACACAACGUGGAAGAAACGCCAGAGUCCUCCCGAUGAUUGGGCGAAACCGCUGCCGGAAUGGCUGGUAAAAAAGAAUCAGAACACUUAUUUGGAAGUGAAAGCGAAUGAAAUAGCUGGUGCAAUUCCUGAGCAGGUAGACAGUUCUUAUUGUUCUAUUAUGUAGUGAAGGCAGAAUCGGUACAAAUAAAUAUUAGUACAUACAAUUUAAACAAAA
Molecule: messenger RNA, 608 nt
Organism: Eupeodes corollae
Lineage: Eukaryota; Metazoa; Arthropoda; Insecta; Diptera; Syrphidae
Product: UPF0545 protein C22orf39 homolog
Exons: 2
Coding region: 99-557 (152 amino acids)
Source: RefSeq, a predicted model, not a curated record